AUGUUUGCUGUUGAGGUGAGUGAAGCUAAGGGUGGAAUCCAAGAGUGGGAGGAGGAGGAGGAGAAGGAGGAGGAAGCAGCAGAGAGGACGCCCAUGGGAGAAAAGGUUCCGAACUCUCCCAGGACUUUGCUGUCUCUGAGAGGGAAGGCCCGGAUGGGGAUCCCCAUGGAAGUCAAGCUGGAGCUGCACCUCCUGCAGAAUAGGUGGGCUCUGUGGUUCUUCAAGAAUGACCGCAGCCGGGCCUGGCAGGACAACCUGCACCUGGUCACCAAGGUGGACAGUGUGGAGGACUUCUGGGCGCUCUACAGUCACAUCCAGCUGGCCAGCAAGCUCUCCUCUGGCUGUGACUAUGCCCUGUUCAAGGAUGGCAUCCAGCCCAUGUGGGAGGACAGCAGGAAUAAGCGGGGUGGCCGCUGGCUGGUCAGCCUGGCCAAGCAGCAGCGCCACAUUGAGCUGGACCGGCUGUGGCUGGAGACGCUGCUGUGUCUGAUCGGGGAGAGCUUUGAGGAACACAGCAGGGAAGUAUGUGGGGCCGUCGUCAACAUCCGCACCAAGGGGGACAAGAUCGCUGUGUGGACGAGGGAGGCAGAAAACCAGGCGGGCGUGCUGCACAUUGGGCGUGUAUACAAACAGCGCCUGGGCCUCUCCCCGAAGACCAUCAUUGGGUACCAGGCCCACGCAGACACAGCCACCAAGAGCAACUCCCUAGCCAAGAACAAGUUUGUGGUGUGA
Molecule: messenger RNA, 732 nt
Organism: Rhinopithecus roxellana (golden snub-nosed monkey)
Lineage: Eukaryota; Metazoa; Chordata; Mammalia; Primates; Cercopithecidae
Gene: EIF4E1B
Product: eukaryotic translation initiation factor 4E family member 1B
Exons: 7
Coding region: 1-732 (243 amino acids)
Biological process (GO): translational initiation
Cellular component (GO): eukaryotic translation initiation factor 4F complex; cytoplasm
Molecular function (GO): RNA 7-methylguanosine cap binding; translation initiation factor activity
Source: RefSeq, a predicted model, not a curated record